CGUUCCUUGUGAAAACUGAGGUUGCAAAAGUAGUGUGCUCGAUAUAUCCACCAAAAGCACACAGAUAUUCGCUUAUCCAUGUCUCCCCACCGAGGAGCAGCUGUGGCUUCUAUUUGCGCUGCGUUUUAUGAUAGUAUUUGGCUAUUGGUACUACUGCUGAGCACGGCGCUGGCUGCAGAGACACUCGACGGUGCGCAGGCAGCGUCGUCGCAAUGCCAGAACGCCACCAAGUGCGGUGGUGUAGACAUCGUCUACCCGUUCGGCCUCAGUUCAAGCGGCUGCGCUAUGUCGCCUUCCUUUGAAGUCGACUGCAACAACACCGGGAAUGGCGUCCAGAAGCCAUUCCUUGGAUAUGUCGAGCUCCUCAGCAUCGAUGUCCAGCUUAGUCAGGCCCGCGUGAGGACUCGUAUAUCUUCUUCCUGCUAUAACAUCUCAACCCGAGAGAUGAACUUCGAUGACCUGUGGUAUGUGGACCUGAAGGACACGCCGUACAGGUUCUCGGACUCCGCCAACAAGUUCACUAUUAUUGGGUGCCGAACACUGGCAUACAUCGCCGAUCAGGAUGACGUGGGCAAGUACAUGAGCGGCUGUGUCUCCGUCUGCCGGCGAGGUGAACUAACGAGCCUGAUCAAUGGCACCUGUUCUGGGAAAGGCUGUUGUCAGACUGCCAUCCCAAAGGGCCUCGAUUACUACCAGGUGUGGUUUGAGCAAAGCAUGAACACGUCGGGGAUCUAUAAUCGAACCCCCUGCAGCUACGCUGUGCUCAUGGAAGCGUCCAACUUCUCCUUUUCAACCACCUACCUGACUUCACCGUUCGAGUUCAACAAUACCUAUGGCGGCGAGGCACCGGUGGUGCUUGAUUGGGCUAUCAACACCGCCAACACUUGUGAGGAAGCUAUGGGAAAUCUCACAUCCUAUGCUUGCAAAAGCGACAAUGCAAAGUGUAUCAACUCCUCCGAUACAACAGGCUACAUCUGUAGGUGCCAAGAAGGAUACCAAGGCAAUCCUUACCUUAAAGGUCCCAACGGUUGUCAAGAUAUUAAUGAAUGUCAACAUGGAGAGAAUUACCCUUGCUAUGGAGAUUGCUACAAUAAACCUGGAAGUUUCGAUUGUGUGUGUCAUGCGGGUAGUAGUGGAAAUGCGGCAAUUCAAGGAGGAUGCCGAAAAGACCUCUUAUCACCGAAAACACGACUGGCAAUUGGUGUUGUUGCCAGUGUAUUGGCUGUCCUCUUUGGAUUCCUAGGAUGGGAAGUGAUUCGACACAAACAAAAAAUUAAACGACAGGCUCUAUUAAGACAGACUGAUGAGUUUUUUCAACAACAUGGAGGCCAGAUAUUGCUAGAAAUGAUGAAAGCAGAUGGAAAUGAUGGGUUCACCCUCUACAAGAGAGGGGAGAUAGAGACUGCCACAAAUAAUUUCAGCAAGGCACAUGUCAUUGGGGAAGGAGGGCAGGGAACAGUUUAUAAGGCUGUUAUAGAUGGAGUUGCCGUCGCAAUAAAGAAGUGCAAGGAGAUUGACGAGAGCAGGAAGAUGGAGUUUGUGCAAGAGCUGGUCAUACUUUGUCGUGUUAGCCAUCCCAACAUUGUCAAGUUGCUUGGCUGUUGCCUCCAAUUUGAGGCACCGAUGCUUGUGUAUGAGUUUGUACAGAACAAAACACUGCAAGAGCUGCUAGAUCUUCAGAGGAGUAGGCGGUUCCAUGUCACACUGGGAACCCGCCUAAGGAUUGCUGCUGAAUCCGCAGACGCACUUUCACAUCUCCACUCUUUGCCACACCCAAUACUCCAUGGUGAUGUGAAGACAGCCAACAUCCUUCUCGCAAAUGGCUUGGUUGCAAAGGUGUCUGAUUUUGGAUGUUCGACGAUUGAUAAGAGAACUCAGGCUGUACCCAAAGGCACACCAGGGUAUAUUGACCCGGACUAUCUAGUUGAGUACCAACUCACAACCAGAAAUGAUGUGUAUAGCUUCGGAGUCAUUCUUCUUGAGCUUCUAACCGGUAGGAGGCCACUGUCAAAAGAAAGAAAAAGCUUAACACUGAUGUUUCAGGAGGCUAGGUCCAAUGGCACACUCAUUGAGCUCCUUGACAGUGACAUUGUUGAUGAAACGAGCAUGAGAGUGAUCAAGCGGGCUGCAGAUCUAGUGAGUCAAUGCUUGGUUGUUCCGGGUACGACAAGGCCAUCAAUGACACUAGUGGCAGCGGAGCUCCGCCGAUUAGCGGAAGCAGAUGAAGUGAAGCGAAGCCCACAGCCACCAUUGGUGCUCGAGGAUCUGAGAUUUAUGGAUAUGGGCAGUACAACGAACACUUUGUAUGGAGAGAGCAGGACGAGUGGGGCUUAUAGCUUGGAGAAGAAAGCUGUGUUGAGUAUAGAGUUUGCGAGAUGAUCGAUGUAUUACUUGUUAUAUUGAUUCCCUUGUGUCGUUUUCUAGUGCGUGUUGGAUUUAGUGUUCUUCCUCACUUUGGGGGUGGAGGAUCUGGUUUAGUUUUUUUUUUUAUUUUUGACUUGAGGAUCUGGUUUAGUUGUGUGUGAUAGUGAAACAUUUGUUGUGUGGAUGUGGAGUAACAGUACAAGAACCUGUAAAACAUUAUAGCAUUAAGUGUAUUCUAUAACUAAUGAUUAGUAGAAUUGUAAUCUAACAAAACUAUACAGUA
This is a messenger RNA of Oryza sativa Japonica Group (Japanese rice), 2647 nucleotides long. Its product is annotated as wall-associated receptor kinase 2. Gene Ontology annotation, cellular component: plasma membrane. Gene Ontology annotation, biological process: cell surface receptor signaling pathway; protein phosphorylation. Gene Ontology annotation, molecular function: protein serine/threonine kinase activity; polysaccharide binding; ATP binding. The record is from RefSeq and is a predicted model, not a curated record. Lineage: Eukaryota; Viridiplantae; Streptophyta; Magnoliopsida; Poales; Poaceae.